AUGGCUCCGGUGGAAGUUGAGGCUGUACAGGUCUACAAAGAGCAGGUGAAUGGCCUGUUAGACCGCGCGGCGCAAAUCAAGCCCGACAAGCAGAUCGAGCCUCCGUUGACUGAGGCAGUUUUGGGCGAACUGAUCUGGCAGCUUCCACCACAGCAAGAUGAGAUCAUAAAGUCUCUAAACCCGCAGACUCGGCUUGCUGCGGUAGAGAUUGCGUUUCGUGAGAAGUUUUAUCAUACUGUGGCUGCGACCUCUAUCAACGAACCUUCCUUCAUUGACAUCUGGAACCUCCUCGAUAUCGUUUCUAUCUUCUCUGACAACGAACAAUGUGAACCCGGCUUGAUCUUUUGGCUUAUUGAGGAAUUGCUGGAUAGCCAGACAAUUGACGGUUGCCGCAAGGUGUUUGACUAUCUAGAGUCGCGUCGAGAGCGGAAUAUUAAGAAACAUUUCAAGCAAAAGAGCUUGGUUAUUCUCCGGUCUUGCAAUGAGCUUCUUCGCAGGCUGUCACGAGCAGAAGAUACCGUAUUCUGUGGACGUGUAUUUAUUUUCAUGUUUCAAAGUUUCCCACUCGGCGAUAAAAGUUCAGUCAACCUCCGAGGAGAGUUUCACACUGAAAAUGUCACCAGCUUUGACGAAAUCUCGCGACCUAAGCUUGGUGACGAGGAGGGGGACUCCACCAUGACCGAAGGGAAUGAGGACACACCUAUGGUUGACGGUGCAGCAGCAGGGACACCUCAAGCUACUGGCCAAGAGAAUGAAGGUACCCCAAAGCUGCCCAAAGUUGUUAUCUCGGGUGGUCAAAAAGGGAAGCCGGAUGAAAAGGUAGACUUAAAUGCUCUUUAUCCUAUUUUCUGGAACCUGCAGUCUUUCUUCUCGACUCCCACCAAGAUGUUUGAUACUGAACGUUUUGUUUCAUUCAAAAUUGGCAUGGAGGCCACUUUGAAUGCCUUCAAGAAUAUCAACACGGAACUUGAAAACAAAACCCCCGCACGUUCUUCCGAUGAAGCUAUCAAGUCACAUAAACGAAAACGCAUGAACGAUGGAGCUGAGUUUGGGACAAGUUUUAAUCCGAAAUACUUAACCAGCCGAGAUCUUUUCGACCUUGAAGUCAGUGAUACUGCAUUUCGACGACACGUUUUGGUACAAGCUCUUAUUCUUCUGGACUUCAUGCUAUCUCUUACAUCCCAAGCCAAGACACGAUCGACAGAUCUAACCAACAAAUCGGUGCUUUACGGCUUUACAUUGAGUGACGAUGACGCAAAAUGGGUCGCAAACAUGCGAAAGAGCAUUGAAGGAUACUUGGCAGAUGGCCUCGAAGGCAAGUUCUACUAUCGCAUGGUGGACACUGUCUUGUCCAGAGACAGAAACUGGGUACGAUGGAAAGCCGAGGGCUGCCCCCCCAUUGAGCAGCCCGCCAUUCCAGUGCCUGAAUAUAUGAAGGCGCGAAAUGAGGCUAGCAAAAUAUACACCAACAAACGUCUCCGUCCCACGCCUAUGGGCUCCUUGGACUUAAAAUUCCUCUCUGAUGCCGAAGCGCUUGCCAACGUUGAACGUCUUAAGGAGUCAGAUCGCUUUACCGUCCCGACUGCUGAUUCAUUCAUGAUGGGAAUCAUGGAUGAUGAGAUGGAUAUUGACAUGGCACAGACUCCAGAUGAUAAGAAUGUUGCUAUCAUAUCGAAGGCCAGUAAGACCUGGCGCGUUCUUCGUCUUGCUGCUAAAUCCAGGCUCUCCGCCUUUGACAAGAUCGAAGAUGGAAAUAAUCUCAAGGCAUUGUUCGAAGCUCCUGCACCACCAGCAGACACACCGCCACCCACAGAAGCAAACCAGGGUGCCGAAAACGGCGAGACCACUGAGCACGAUUCCAAAGAUUUCACAGAGAAUACUGAGGAAGCGCAAGAGCCCCAAGAACCCCAGGAAGCCCAGGAAAAUCAGGAGCCUCGAGAACCGCAAGAAACCACUGAAGACAGCAAACCGGUCACCGAGAAUCCCCAUCAAGAAUUGGAAGCUACUAGUAAGGAGAAUCCCGCCACCGACCGAAAUCCUGGCGCAUCUAGCGCGCUUUCCGGAGAUGAUGCCAUGAAAGACUCGACAACCUGA
Molecule: messenger RNA, 2094 nt
Organism: Penicillium angulare
Lineage: Eukaryota; Fungi; Ascomycota; Eurotiomycetes; Eurotiales; Aspergillaceae
Product: THO complex subunit THO1/HPR1
Exons: 4
Coding region: 1-2094 (697 amino acids)
Biological process (GO): regulation of DNA-templated transcription elongation; mRNA export from nucleus
Cellular component (GO): THO complex part of transcription export complex
Source: RefSeq, a predicted model, not a curated record